ACUCGGUGGGCGGACUCAGAGGUCUGAAGCAGACAUCAACGCGCUGCUCCCACACACAGCGGUGCUACUUGUAUCAUCGGACACCACGAGAGUUACGUUUCACUUUCUUUUCCUCAGAAAGGGACUCGCCUCUGCUUCGCCGAGCCGACGUAUGUCCUCGAGCCGCCGUUGGUCGCCACGUCUAAAGGCCGCGGUUAUUAUGGAGAAACCAAAUAAAGACAAACCCAGCAUUGGCUUUUCAUUUGGAAUACCGGUUCCGGCUCCUUCAGCUAAACCUGCUAUCGGCAUGUUAACGGACAGCAAAGAUUCUUACAGCAUAGUUACAGGUGUCAGUUCAACAGAGAGAAGAGUGAAAGAUCAUUUGUAUACAUUCCCAGCACCGCGACCAAAUUUGGAAUGUCAAUGGAGAGACAUGGAGUGGACAGAAGAGCAAAGGACGAGCCUGAUGAAGACGAUCAGCUCCUACAGACCAAGCAGUGCCGAGGUGACUCGGGCUCAGGUUCUCCUCCUGGGUCCGGUUGGUUCUGGAAAGUCCAGCUUCAUCAGCUCAGUCCAGUCUGUGUUUAAUGGAAGAGUCACCAACCGAGCCAUGGUGGGCUCUUCCUCCACCAGCUUCACCAAGAAGUCCUUCAACAUCCACGGUCAGAAUGGAGAGGAUCCAACUGGGCUGAUAUUGUGCGAUAUGGUGGGCCUGGGAGGUGGAGAAAUGAUCGGACCGACCCUCCACGACAUCCUGUCCAUCAUCAAAGGUCAUGUACCCGAGGGGCACAAGUUUAGUCCAGAUCAGCCAGUGAGGUCUGAGACUGUGGGCUAUGUGAAGAGGCCAAGCCUCAAAGAUAAGAUCCAUUGUGUGGCCUUUGUGGUGGACGCCUCUAAAAUCCUGACCUACCCUAAAGACCUCAGCACCACCUUCCAGCAGCUCCGGGAGCACAUCAGUGACCUGGGUGUACACCAGGUGGCUCUGCUGACCCACAUAGACCAAAUUUGUUCAGAAACGGACAAAGACACCACCCAGGUUUACAAGAGCCGCGCCAUUCGGGACAUGAUGGGUAAAGCUGGAGCUCUGCUGGGUAUGUCCAGCUCCUACAUCGUCCCGCUGAAGAACUACUCGUCAGAACUGGACCUGGAUGUGAACACGGAUGUGCUUCUGCUUAGUGCUGUCGACCACAUCCUGCAGUAUGCUGACCUGCAUUUCCAGGACCAUGCAUCCCUCCACACAGGGCCAAAGAUAGACUAAAACAUUCCUUGUUCUUCUAAAAAUAUUGAAAAAGUCAUCAUUUACAUUUAAAUAAUCGUUUGUGGUUUAAUGUCAACAAUUAAAACGCAACCUCGGGGAUAAAGGAUUUUGUGAACAGGAUUUGAUCAUUUCUGACUAUCGAAGCUACAGUACAAUCACAUAAAAUGUCACAUGUAGUGGCUUUAAACUUCCAUGUGAACCUUUACGCUUUCAUGUUUUUUACAAAAUUAUAAUAAAACAUUUUUUAUAAUUCAGAAUAAAAUCUGAACUUUGUAAUAUCUUUUUUGUAAGCAUAAACUAUGCUCUUUAUACCAUGGGCAAUGAGCCUCAUUGCCCAUGGUAUAAAGAGUGGCAGUUUUCUCACAUUUCUUUUUUAUUAUGUAAUUUACAAGUGGUGUUGACCUGUCUUACUGUCUGUCCUGUUACUGAAAUACAAAAUAAACAACUACUUAUCUUUAAA
This is a messenger RNA of Cyclopterus lumpus (lumpfish), 1697 nucleotides long. RefSeq names its product interferon induced protein 44g (gene ifi44g). The record is from RefSeq and is a predicted model, not a curated record. NCBI's taxonomy places the organism in Eukaryota, Metazoa, Chordata, Actinopteri, Perciformes, Cyclopteridae. The transcript has 8 exons. Bases 152 to 1237 code for a protein of 361 amino acids.